UUGUAUGGAGUAAAUGGAUGGAUGCCGAUCCAAGUUACAUUUUACAUGGACGAUUUGAGAAGGACGAAUUUUACAAUAAUUUCCAAAAUUUUUUAAUUAAUCUUCGUCGCCAUCCCAACGGCUUUUUCGGGACGCUGAAAUUUUUUAUGAUGAAAGGUGGACCAAGAGAAAAAAAAAUCAUUCCAAGUUUCUCUUUGGACCUGACAAGACGUGCAACGCGUUGCUGCUCUCGAACAUCACGUACAAAAAUAAUUCUUCGCACUCUAACAAAAAUCAAAUUAACCUUUAUCUUUAGUGAAACAACGAAGUGAAUUUACAAAAUGGUGGAGAACGACAACUCUGAAAAUCAAGGAGGAGAUGAACCAGCAGCCCCCCGACGCAAUCCGCAUCGAGCUGUGCGAGACAAGCCACAAGUGACUGGUGAAGGGGGUGAAGGGGGCGAGGGGGGCCCUGCUGCUGCCGGAACGUCUAAAAAGCGCCGAAGCAGCAAGAAACGUGCAGAUGCUGGCAAGAAGAAAAGGGCUCCCAAGAAGGCAGCCGCUGGAAAAAAGAGGAAGCACCAACCAUCAAAGAUUGCUGAUGAACCCGCUGGAGAUGCUGGCGAUGCAGUGCCAGGUGAUGAAGGGACUGCCAAACGAGGCAAGAAAAAGUCAAGCUCCCAAACCAGCAAAAAGAAGCAUAAGUCCCCAGCUCAGAAAAAGAAGAAGCAUUCACAAAGUCAGGCCGGAAAGAAGAAGCGAAGUCAUUCUCAAGCCGGUGCAGGAAAACGUCGCCGAAGCAAAAGCAGUGGGGCUGAGAAAAAGAAACGAAGCCACACUGCAGCUCGGGCACAAAAGAAGAAGCGAAGUCAAGCCGGCGCAGGGAAAAAGAAGCGAAGUCACACUGCAGCUCGGGUACAAAAGAAAAAGCGGAGCCAUUCUCAGGCCGGCGCAGGAAAGAAGAAGCGAAGUCAAGCCGCCGCGGGGAAACAUCGCCGAAGCAAAAGUGGAGCUGAAAAGAAGAAGCGAAGUCACACUGGAGCUCGGGCGCAAAAGAAGAAGUCUCAAGCCGCCGUAGGGAAACGUCGCCGAAGCAAAAGCAGUGGGGCUGAGAAAAAGAAACGGACCCACACCCAAGCUCGCGUACAAAAGAAGCGAAGUCGUACUGCAGCUCGGUCCACUGCUCAAGCUGGAAAGAAACGCAAGCAUUCAGCUCCCAAAUCCACCGCUGCGAAGAAACGUAAGCGUUGGCCAUCAAAAUCUGCCGCUGCGAAGAAACGUAAGCGUUCGCCAUCGAAAUCCGCCGCUGGAAAAAAGCGACGCCCCUCGCCCAAAGCAGUGGCUGAAAAGAAACGCAAACGCGCCCCGAAAGCGCAGGCCGACAAGAAGAAGCACGCUGCCGCUGGCAAGAAGCGUUGACACGUUCCUUCUUAGAAUGGGAAAGCUGCUUCAAUCUACAAACAACUUGAUAUCAACACUAGUCAAUAUAUAUCAUCCAAUAACUAAUAUAAAUCUUCCCUUUCUGCGAAAUUGAGCAAUAAUCUGAUUCUUGUAUUAUCAUGGUAAGAAUGAAUCUGUAAAAUUCUAUAUUCUGCUCAAAUAUAAUUCGAAUAAUAAUGUCAUGAACUGAAUAAAAAUAUUAUCAUUUGCAAGACAU
This is a messenger RNA of Folsomia candida, 1635 nucleotides long. Its product is annotated as serine/arginine repetitive matrix protein 2. Bases 321 to 1397 code for a protein of 358 amino acids. The record is from RefSeq and is a predicted model, not a curated record. The transcript has 5 exons. NCBI's taxonomy places the organism in Eukaryota, Metazoa, Arthropoda, Collembola, Entomobryomorpha, Isotomidae.